UUUCGCUGCCCUGUGGAAUAAUUUAACACUUCCAGAGCCGGGCAGAACCAACUUCGAGCUGUAGUGAGCAUCGCCGCGGCUGUAGUGGGAAUGAACUGAGAAAGACAUGGUGGCUGUGAGUGGGAUCUAGUGUUCAUGGUUGAGAAGAGCUUUCCACUCUGGAGUGAGAAUCAAAGAACCUGUGUGUGACAUCGUCAUGAAUGAGAGAAGAAAGUAAUACAGUAUUGGAUGUGCCUGUUUGCUGCCACUGUUUAGAGAGAAAAUGAUGCAUUAUGAGGAAUCACUUGAAAGGAGUCAAUGAGAUGAACUGUUUGGGUUAUAGUAUCUGAAAGGCUAAAUUAUUCUCUUGAAGAGACAUUCUAAAUGAGCCUGACCGAGAUCCUGGAUCUGUGUGAAGAGGACUAAGGAUAUAGGAUGUCAACUGAGACAGAACUUCAAGUGGCUGUUAAAACCAGCACAAAGAAAGACUCCAAAAAGAAAGGUCAGGAUCGCAGUGAAGCCACUUUAAUAAAGAGGUUUAAAGGUGACGGUGUCCGGUACAAAGCAAAACUGAUUGGGAUAGAUGAGGUUUCUGCAGCACGAGGAGACAAGUUAUGCCAAGACUCCAUGAUGAAGCUCAAGGGAAUUGUUGCUGCAGCUCGUUCGAAAGGAGAACAUAAACAGAAAAUCUUCUUAACAGUCUCCUUUGGGGGAAUCAAAAUCUUUGAUGAAAAGACAGGGCUCCUACAGCACCACCAUGCAGUUCAUGAGAUUUCAUACAUCGCAAAGGAUAUCACAGACCAUCGGGCGUUUGGAUAUGUGUGUGGAAAGGAGGGAAAUCAUAGAUUUGUGGCAAUAAAAACAGCCCAGGCAGCUGAACCUGUAAUUCUGGACUUGCGAGACCUGUUUCAGCUCAUCUAUGAACUGAAACAAAGGGAAGAAAUGGAAAAAAAGGCACAAAAGGACAAACAGUGUGAACAAGCGGUAUACCAGACAAUUUUGGAAGAAGAUGUAGAAGAUCCUGUAUACCAGUACAUUGUGUUUGAGGCUGGACACGAGCCAAUCCGUGAGCCUGAAACGGAAGAAAACAUUUAUCAGGUUCCUACCAGCCAAAAGAAAGAAGGUGUUUAUGAUGUGCCAAAAAGUCAACCUGUAAGUCUGCAGAAUGGAAACUUAUUGCUGGACAUUGAUGAAAAUCUUGUUUCAGUCACUCAGGCUGUUACCCAACUAGAGCUUUUUGGGGACAUGUCCACUCCUCCUGAUGUAACCUCUCCCCCAACUCCUGCUACUCCAGGUGAUGCCUUUAUCCCAUCUUCAUCCCAGUCACUUCCUGCUAGUACAGACAUGUUUGGUUCUGUACCUUUCAGCACUGCUGCCGUACCCUCAGGUUAUGUUGCCAUGGGAGCUGUUCUGCCCUCCUUCUGGGGACAGCAACCACUUGUUCAACAGCAAUUGGCCAUGGGUGCUCAGCCUCCAGUUGCUCAGGUGAUGCAGGGAGGACAACCGAUCGCGUGGGGCCAACCCGGUCUUUUUCCUCCUACUCAGCAACCGUGGCCAUCUGUAGCUGGUCAGUUCCAACCAACUGCCUUCAUGCCAACACAAACUGUUUUGCCUUUACAAGCAGCCAUGUUUCAAGGUACCAUUGCUCCUAUAGCUACUGUUCCACCCACAAGUGAUUCCAACAGAUCAAGUCCGCAGACAGACAGGCCCAGACAGAAAAUAGGAAAAGAAAUGUUUAAAGAUUUCCAGAUGGCUCAGCCUCCACCAGUGCCAUCAAGAAAACCAGAUCAGCCUUCCCUCAGUUGUACCUCAGAGGCCUUCUCAAGUUACUUUAACAAAGUUGGGAUGGCACAGGAAGCAGAUGAUUGUGAUGACUUUGACAUCUCUCAGUUAAAUUUGACUCCUGUGACUUCCACGACACCAUCUACAAAUUCACCUCCAACCCCUGCACCCAGACAGAGUUCUCCAUCAAAAUCAUCAGCAUCUCAUACCAGUGAUCCUGCUGCAGAUGACCUCUUUGAAGAGGGGUUUGAAAGCCCAAGCAAAAGUGAGGAGCAAGAGGCUCCUGAUGGGUCUCAGGCCUCAUCCAACAGUGAUCCAUUUGGUGAGCCAACUGGUGAUACUAUAAGUCCACAGGUCGGUAGCUAGAUAGCGCAGGUUGGGGAAGCAGAACCUCUCUACGCCCAGAUCAACAGACCUAAGAAAUAGCAUUGUUACAGGCUUGUGGUGCUCCAAGACUCACAUGAAACCCAACAACCUGGCAGGCCUUUGGCUUUCAUGCUUUUUUCUGAUUGAUUUUGACUGACAAGGAGAGAUGAUUGCCCUCCUGGACUGGCUCUACGAGUGUUCCUGACAUUUUUUUUGGCAACCAAUGGCAGAUUCCUGUGGCAGCACAAAAAAAAAAACUCUUCCUGCUUCUCAUACCAUGAGUCCAGCCCCGUCCCCACAGGUCACGGGGAUCCAGACUAGGAAAUCUUAUGCCUCGGUCUUCUUUUAAACAUCUGUUAUCUUCUGUAUGCCACAUAUAAAUAAUGAGCAUCCUGAAAUUUUUUGAGUAUUAGACAUUCUUUUUCUUUUGAGCAAAAAGCAGAGUCUGUAUGUAGCAGUGGCAUUAUCAUUCAACAGCCUUUUUAGGCACAAGUCGGCACUUUUUAUGUCAUGGUGACAUGUUUUUCAUCAUCAUUUACAUCAGGCUGAUCCUAGCUUUUUUUUUUCUUUUUUCCCCCGUGUAGACGUAUUUAAACAGCAACAUAAAAAACUACUGGCAGUGUCAUUCUUUUUUUUUUAAUUAUUAUUAUUUCUUAUCCUGUCAUUUUUGUAUGAGUGACAGAUCUCACAGUGAAACGCCUCCUGCGGAAAUGGUUCCUAACUUGAAACCACAGAAUAAAACUUGGAUUGUUUAUCCAUCCUGAUUGAAAAUGUUGCCAAAUGGACCUUUAAGUUCUAGUGCAUCAUGAGGAAGAAAUGCUGCUUUCUGUUUGAAUACUCAUGUUGGGGGUAGAGAAAGGACAUCAAGUCCCACUGAGGAAAGACAAAGAGUCAGUAUUUCCUAGGAAACUCUAAACAAAGUGCAGAAAAGGAAUAUUUUUAUUUCUUCAAUAUCUUGCUGCUGUAAUGCUAUGCAGACAAGUGUUUUCUUCUCUGUGUGCCAUUUUUUGAUGAAAAAGAAAAAUCAUUUGCCAAAUAAUACUGGUAUGAUUCUGGUUUAGGAAUUUGGAUGAAGCGGACUUGACCAAUGGGACAAGGAUGGCAUGGAUUUUGGAAUAACAAACUGAUUCUGUGAUCAAAUUGUUCAUCUUUAUCACUUUUUGUACAUCAGAAAAAUCAAAUGGGAUUUUUAUUUUAUAACUUGAAAAAAAGAAUCUUACUGUUAAACUCUUGAAAUGUCUAAGGGGAAAUGGCUUUAAGGAGUUUGAAUGAAAAUUGCCAGUUUUUUUGUAAAUAUCAGUGUUAUGAGAAUUCUUUUACUAAUGCCAUUACACUGUAGAGAAGGUGGCAAGAUGCAGUGCUGGGGAGGUGUGGCAGACCCAUUUUGUGGUUCUCACAUCACAUACAUCUCUUCACAUGCUUCUGGUGGUGGGCUGAAGCUCCAGUGCAUUUGCCAGAAGCAAUCAGCUUGUCAGCAACUGGUGAAAUUAAUGGGAACACACGAGUUUGUGAUCUAGUGUUAUCACUUGGACAUACUCCACUUACAAGAAACCACAGUUCAUUGACAUCCCUUUGAACCUCUGUGGAGAAGUCAUCAAACUGUUUACACACAGAACAAAAGAAUUGAAGGCAUCUUUUUUUUUUUUACAUGGAUGAAGCAAAAAGGGCAGUGUUUGGGUUCAUAUGUUUAGCACAUGAUUUUCAUAAAGAAUCUAUAUAUUUUUGCCCUACAGAGAGUUGUUAUACAGGUCAAAUGUGUUUUCCUGAUGUUCCUAUGCAGUUACAGUAUAUUGAAUUUAGUGGUUUCACACUAAAAAGAAAAAAAGAGGGGAAAAAAAAGAAGAAAAAAAAAAAGGAAAAAAAAAAAACAGAAAAAGGAAAAAAGGUUAAAGAAAUCAAAUUAUUAAUCAGUUUUUAGGGUUAUUGUGCAGAUUUUGUUUUGAAAUUGACACAUUAGGAUUUUACAUUUUUGUCAUGAUUAAAAUAGGCCUGGAGUUCUAAAUAUUUUACUUUCUUGCAUCUCUAUUAUAAACUAAAAAUGGUUUAGAAGACAGAAUAACUGGGGUGGCAAUUGUUGACAUGUACAACCAAAUCUCACACCAUGAUUCCAGUCUUUUCUUUUGAAUUAGAGAAAUUAGAGAAGUGUGCAUUACAGAAUGUAUGUGAGUGAAGAAUUAGCUGUGAAUAGACCUAAUGAACCUUCAGAGAAGAGACCUGUUCUCCCCAUUCUUGGUCAUUUGAUGCUUAUUCCUUAGUCAUGUGCAAACAGCUUUGUAGUGAUUCUUGUACUCCCACCAGAAGAAAGAUCCUAAAUGGGGAAGAUUAAUUAAAACAUGGUGGAUUGAGUGUUUCAGGAUUCAAAGCAGAGGUAAAAGUGUUUUGAAAGGACAUUUCUUUAAGAAUAAUUUCCUCAUUUGCACAGUGGUGCUACUUCCUUCCUCAGUGGCUCUUUUGGGUUUUGUCCUACAUCUGGAACCACAAAGACAAUUUUGGUUCAUCACAGACAUUUGAGAUUUAGUGUCAUCAGUGCAU
Apus apus (common swift) is the source of this 4659-nucleotide messenger RNA. RefSeq names its product DAB adaptor protein 1 (gene DAB1). NCBI's taxonomy places the organism in Eukaryota, Metazoa, Chordata, Aves, Apodiformes, Apodidae. Gene Ontology annotation, biological process: lateral motor column neuron migration; ventral spinal cord development. The transcript is spliced from 18 exons. The record is from RefSeq and is a predicted model, not a curated record. Bases 415 to 2127 code for a protein of 570 amino acids.